AGAGGAGUGGAAACUUUCAAAGAGAACUACAACUCCCGGCAGGCUGGGGGAAAAAUGCGUCCACUUCCGCGGCAUCUUGGCCCCUUCGCCUCACGGGAGUUGUAGUUUCCCCAGUUAUUUUUCUCCCUAAGAAGUGGCUUCAAGUUAGCGAUUGUCACAGGUCACCUUACAAGAGACCCAGAGAUUAGGUCCCCAGCUCUCAAAGAGUGGGUCGGGUAUGUUUAGAAAUUGGCCAGAGAGGCAAGGCACUGAGGAGUGAGUGUGAAAAGCCUCUCCAGACGCGAGGUGAGAAGGAGUCUCCAAGAUCCCAGGCAGAAUGUCUCGUGAGAAUGAUACAUGGAAGAAAGAGACCCUGGGGGGAGAGAUCGCUGCCAUAAGACUGCAGAAGCUGGAACAGCAGGGUUCCUGGCCCCCAUCCACCCCUUUCCCUCUCCCUCAGUGGCGGCUGUUUGAGAAGAAGCAACGACGCAAGCGCCAAGAGCCCCUCAUGGUUCAGGCCAAUCCUGAUGCUUCCUUUCGCUCCCGCCGACCGCGGUGGCGGGAGGAGCGCUUCGCAGGCCCGGGGAACCCUUUCCUACGGGAGAACGUGCCACAGGCACAUCUGCGCUCUGCCACCCACAGUGUCUUGGGCGCCGUGAGCUGUGGUGGAGAUGGCAGCGGCGAGAGCUGCCCCCUGCUAUCAUGGACUGCGGCAGGUAAUCUCGAGCCCUUGGACCGCCUACACCCUAGAACUCCGUCCCCUAGAACCCGGGAGUCUGGAACCUCAAACCCUGGUCUCCAAAGGACCCAGGAGUCCAGACCUUCGCAGGCCCUGAAAUCCUUCACACCAAGGAGUCGAGGUCUUGUACCUUCUUCUCCAACACCCAGGAAUCUGAAUCUCCAGCCCUUUCCUCCCUCAGAACUCAGAAAUCCCAGUCUCCCAUCCCCUUCCCUAUCCUGGCCACCAGGCAGUUCCGAUCUGGAGUUGGAGGAAGUCUCCAUGGAGGAGGACGUUCCCGCCUCUCCCCGUCCUUUUAAAGAGCCUCCAGGGACAAGACGCAGGGGUUGGCCACCCCACCAACAACUUGGGUCCAGUACAGAGGACGAGAGCAAGUUCCAGGAUGUUGUAGAUGAAUACGAAUCACCUAGUCCAGAAACAAUCCCUGGAAUGGACAGUGACCAGGAACGUGGAGAUUUGGCUUCCAACCAGGGCGAAGACCUGGAAGAGAAGAAAAAGGAGUCGCAGUCUACAGUGAGGAACUCCCCAGGGGCGGCCGGCGAGGAGGUGUCCGAGGCCCUGGAAGGCGAGGGCGGUGCGGGCAGCAGCGAUGUGGGGAGCCCGCUGGACUUGCCCCUCCGCGUCCCAGGCCCUCGGCUGGGCGAGGACAUGGAAGCGUAUGUGCUGCGGCCAGCGACGCGGGGCCGCACAGUGCAGUGUCGCAUCAGCCGCGACAAGCACGGUGUAGACAAGGGCAUGUUCCCUUUCUACUAUCUCUACCUGGAGGCAGCCGAGGGCCAGAAGCACUUUCUUCUCGCUGGGCGCAAGAGAAGAAGGAGCAAAACCUCUAAUUACCUCAUCUCCCUGGACCCUACAGACCUGUCUCGGGAUGGGGACAACUUUGUGGGCAAAGUCAGAUCUAAUGUCCUAGGCACCAAGUUCACCAUCUUCGACAAUGGAGUGAAUCCUGAAAGGAAGAAUUUCGUCCCAGAGACAGAUCGGAUCAGGGAGGAGUUGGGCGCUGUGUGUUACGAGACCAACGUCCUGGGAUUCCGAGGGCCCCGGAAAAUGACAGUGAUCAUUCCAGGAAUCGAUGCCCAGAACCGGAGAAUCAGCGUCCAGCCACUAAAUGAACAGGAGUCUCUACUGAGUCUCCUCCAACAUGGGGCCAGUCAGGGGCUCAUCUUGCUGCAAAACAAAGCCCCAUCGUGGAGCGACGAGAGCGGCGCCUACGUGCUCAAUUUCCAUGGUCGAGUCACUCGGGCCUCGGUCAAGAACUUCCAGAUCGUUCAUCCGGAUGACCCGGACUACCUAGUGCUCCAGUUCGGCCGCGUGGCCCCAGACACGUUCACCAUGGACUUCCGCUUCCCGCUUUGCCCUCUCCAAGCCUUCGCCAUCUGCUUGUCCAGUUUCGAUGGGAAACUGGCGUGUGAGUAAACCAAUGAAGUACGGUAAUCUCAUCGGCUCCUGUGCCUGCUCAUUUGGAGGCUAAUAGGCGACACUUACUAACCGCCUCCUGGGUGCCCAGUCCUGGGUUUUAGGGAGUGGGCUGUGCAGCAGCACCUGCUCUCCUGGGACUCAGAAUGGCUCAUGGGAGAUGGGUCUUAAGCAGCAAAAAAUCAAAACGCUCCUCUGCUAUGUCUGGGAUAGCGUGACAGAAGCCUGGGGAACCACUGGAGGACUGGCAGGGUAUGAGGCAGGAAGGGUGCAGGACAUUUGGGCCACUCUCUUUGAACUGCUGGACAGAUCUUAUGAGGUCAGAGGAGAGGUCUAAGCUGGAGACGUAAACGUGGAUAGGUAUUUGAUGAUAUGCAGGAAGGGCGAUGAGAAAAAUUACAAUACUAGCUAACACAUAUUUGUUAGUUGGUGAGCACUGUUUUAAAUAUGAACUCCUUUGGGGCCUUAUAAUCCCAUAGGUAUGUAUAGUUGUCAGCCACAUUUUACAGAUAAGGAAACUGAGUCAGUGGCCACAGGGCUUGUAAACGUGAAAUCAGAAGUUGAAGACCCUGAGGAACUGAGCAUGUAAAGACCAGGAGGAUGAGUCUUUAUAUUCCAGGGAGGCACAGUAAACCGGAGCAAAACUCCUUUUUGGAGAUCAGUGAGUCCAGCACCCAGCCCUUUUGGAGGACAAUUGUCCCAAGUUUAAUAAAAUUUAGGCAGAAGCCCAAGAAAAACUACAAAACCCACCAGCCCGUGUUCAAAAGAAGCCUC
Molecule: messenger RNA, 2908 nt
Organism: Pteropus alecto (black flying fox)
Lineage: Eukaryota; Metazoa; Chordata; Mammalia; Chiroptera; Pteropodidae
Gene: TULP2
Product: tubby like protein 2
Biological process (GO): protein localization to cilium
Cellular component (GO): cilium
Source: RefSeq, a predicted model, not a curated record